Messenger RNA from Alligator sinensis (Chinese alligator), 1533 nucleotides. It is a transcript of the gene SHISA7, whose product is annotated as shisa family member 7. Bases 1 to 1533 code for a protein of 510 amino acids. Gene Ontology annotation, cellular component: AMPA glutamate receptor complex; postsynaptic membrane; postsynaptic density. The record is from RefSeq and is a predicted model, not a curated record. Lineage: Eukaryota; Metazoa; Chordata; Crocodylia; Alligatoridae. Gene Ontology annotation, biological process: regulation of short-term neuronal synaptic plasticity; regulation of AMPA receptor activity. The transcript has 5 exons.
AUGUACCACAUGUUCACAGUGCUGCUGUGGACGGUGCUGGACGUUCUGAGCUCCUGGCCAGCGCUGGCUGUGGUGCAAGCCCCCCGCCCCUCCAACCACAGCCGGAGCCUGCCCAGCCUGCUGGCCCACCUGCGGCGCCUGGUGGGGGCGAAUGGCACAGGUGUGGGGGCAGCAGGGUCGAGUGCAGGGGGCCGGACAGCUGAAACGUGCCAGGGCUACUAUGAUGUGAUGGGGCAGUAUGAUGCUGCUUUCAACUGCACCACGGGAGGCUUUCUGUACUGUUGUGGCACCUGCCACUAUCGCUUCUGCUGUGAGCACCGCACACAGCGCCUAGAGCAAGCCCAUUGCACCAACAUCGAAACACCCUUCUGGGCCCAUACCCAGGCCUCCACCACAGUCAGCCCUGGCUGGGGGGACCCUGGCAACCUGCGCCCCCACCGGUUCCCAGCCAACAGCACCGUCUAUGUCAUCUGUGGUGUCAUCAGCUUCACCCUGGCUGUGGGCGUGGGCAUCAAGGUGGCCUUCAGCAAAGCAUCCCGCAGGCCCCGUGGACGGGAGAUCAAUGUGCCCAGGGCGCUGGUGGACAUCCUCAGGCACCAGGCAGGGACCAGCUCACGGUCUGAGCGCAGCAACAGCACGACACUCAACACAGGGGUCCAGGACAACGGCCCGACCCGGCCCCCCAAGAACCUGUACAGCACGGUCAAGCCCUGCAAGAGCAACCACGAUAACCUGCACCACAACUACAUCCAUGUCAACAUGGGUAGCCCCAAGCAUCAUGCUGCCACCUUGGACUGGCGGGCAACUCCCACGCCAACGCCCUCCAUGAAGUAUAGCUCGCUCACCUGCUCACGUUCCUUCCACAAUCUCUCACACCUGCCCCCAUCCUAUGAGACAGCAGUCAAGUCAGAGCUCAACCGCUACUCCUCGCUCAAGCGCCUGGCUGAGAAGGACAUGGACGACUUCUACUUGAAGCGGAGGCACCUAGCGGAACUGACCCGUGGGACCCUACCGCUACAUGCCAUGAAGAUGAACUAUGCCCGAGAGGACUAUACAGAGAAGUGCCCCAACCCGCGACGUGUCAUGUCACAAGAGCAUAUCCUGUCAGACAGCUACCGCCCUACACACUAUGACUACACCAUCCCCCGUGAGCGUGUCAUCUCCCACGAGCGCCUGCUCUCCCGUGAGGCCCUCCACUCCCAAGAACCCCUGCUUUCCCCUGAGCGUCUCCAUCAGCAGACCGGGCCCUUCCAGGAGCUGCGGUUGGGCCACCAAAAAGCCCUGUCCCAGACAAAUGUCUGCGCCAGCAGCACACCCAUGCUUGACCGGCACCAGAUGAUCAAAAUGAACUCCCAUCCAACCUCCAACAAUUCCCCCAAGACUACCUGGGAUGUAGGCAGCAACCACACAGCCAACCGGCGCCAGGGCUUUGGUGCCAAGCGCCAGAGCACCAUUGAGCAGCUCCAAUUCAUUCCUGGGCACCACCCAAGCCAGCACCUUCGCACUGGGAGCAAGAAUGAGGUCACUGUGUGA